This is a messenger RNA of Polychytrium aggregatum, 2092 nucleotides long. Its product is annotated as autophagy protein Apg6-domain-containing protein. The transcript is spliced from 8 exons. NCBI's taxonomy places the organism in Eukaryota, Fungi, Chytridiomycota, Chytridiomycetes, Polychytriales. The record is from RefSeq and is a predicted model, not a curated record. Gene Ontology annotation, biological process: cellular response to nitrogen starvation; late endosome to vacuole transport; autophagy. Gene Ontology annotation, cellular component: phosphatidylinositol 3-kinase complex, class III, type II; phosphatidylinositol 3-kinase complex, class III, type I; phagophore assembly site. Bases 279 to 1730 code for a protein of 483 amino acids.
CCCAUCGCCCAUCCCAUCGCCCAUCCCAUCGCCCAUCCCAUCCACCGCAUACAGCCAGGACUUGUUCUCUUUCUUUGAUCUCCAUCAGGGAGAUCCCCAUCUGCUCACCGAACCACUCUCCAGCCUUUGCAUCUUGCCGUCGCAUCUUGCCGUCGCAUCCUGCCUCGCCUGGCCCGGAUUCGAUACUCGUUGACACAGCCAAGACAAAAACCUGCGCCCCUGCCUCUCGGCUGCCUCCACCCCGCAUCCCACUUCACACCAACUGGGUUUCUGGGCCAAUGGACACUUAUCGAGGCGCCGGCCACCAGAGUCUUUCCGUGACCAAUUUCUUUUGCUCGCACUGCCAGCAGCCCAUCCGCCUGGAUCCGACACUGCUGGACUCGACUGCAAUCGACCAUGUCCGGUUGCAGCUUGCGCACUCGCCGAAUUCAUCGGGCAAGUCCCCGCGGUCAUCGGUGGUGAUGAAGAGCGGCUCACCAGCAAAGGCCGGCUCGCAGAGGUCCGGUACCAACGCUCCCUCGACUGUGGGCCGGGCGGCGGCCCGUAAUGCCCUGCCCGUCUAUGACUCCUUCAUCAUGCUUUCCAAGUCUCAAAUGUCGCCCUACGGCGUCACAGCGACGCCAGAGGUCAUCGUCGACCCAUCCGAACCUGCUGGCUAUCCUGAUGGCAGCGGGUCAGGGGGGCCGAGGCUGAGCCAGACAUCGUCAUCCCAGGGCUCCAUCGCCGCGGGGACCCUGAGCCACCGGCUCAAGAUCGCCAACCGGCUGUUCGACAUCAUGUCUGGUACGUCGGCCGUUGACCAUCCUAUGUGUCUGGAUUGUACCGAGGAGCUGUCGCUAUCGCUGGAACGAAGGCUUUCGGAUGCCAAGAAGGAGCUGGAUUCGUAUCGCACCUACUACGACCAGCUGCGACAGCAGGAUCCCGUUGACAUCCAUAGCUCACAAGACAUUGAAGGACUCCGGCAGCGAGAAAAGAAUGCACUCCGUGUUCUGGACGAUCUGAAGCGGGAGCAGAAUCAACUCAAGGAUGAGCUUGCGGUACUAGAAGCUGAACUCGAUGAGCUGGAUCAAGAAGAGAACCGCUUGGUUCAAGAUGUCGGGAUCCUGGAGGAGGAAGUCUAUCAGCGCAAGGAGGAGGUGGAGAGUCUCGAGCUGAAGCGUGAGCACGCCAAGAAGCAAUUCGAAGUGCUGAAGAAAACGAACGUCUACAACGACACCUUCAGAAUCUGGCACGACGGGCCGUUUGGCACGAUCAACGGAUUUCGUCUCGGGCGGCUGCCUAAUCAACCGAUCGACUGGAGCGAGAUCAAUGCUGGGAUGGGCCAUAUGAUACUACUCCUGGACACUUUGGCGCAGCGGCUUGGCUUCGCAUUCAAAACUUACCGCCUGAUUCCGAUGGGGAGCUUCUCAAGAAUCGAAAAAAUCGACGACAAAAGCAGUCUCGAGCUCUAUGGAACUGCAGAUCUUCACGGCAUGCUUUUCCAGAACCGGCGCUUCGACAACGCCCUGGUGGCUUUCCUGCACUGUCUUCAGCAGCUGGGAGACUAUGCCACAGAGCAAGAUCCUCAGUUCCAUCUCCCGUACCGCAUCAAUAAAGAGCGGGUGGGAGACACAUCCAUCCGUCUUCAGUUUAACCAGGACGAGACUUGGACCAAGGCACUCAAGUACACAUUGAUCAAUGUCAAGUGGCUGCUCGCGUUCUGCUGCACCAAGUCGCGCGGUUCGGCAUGAGUGAAUCGAUUUUACCAUUUGAUGUCCGACGGCUGAUGGCCGAGAUUUGCUCGGCUCGAGGGUGCGUGGAUCGCUGCUCCGUCGCUCCCAGGAAACUGCAUGUUUGUGGGUCCUGAAACACCCCAAGCGCUGCUCAUCCAUGGCACGUCGUUCAUCCAUGGCACGUCGCUCAUCCAUGGCGCAGUGCUCAUCAGUGGCACAGUGUUCAUAUGGCAUAUUGUUCAUUCAUCACCACUUUCGUUGCUGCCUCUGGUUUCCACGAGCGUGCCGCUCUGGUCAGUACGUCCCUGGAUUCCAGUGGUCUGCGCACACCAAAGCACUGAUACCGCUGUGAUGAAUGGGCAAGUGUGUAUUCAGGAGCC